Molecule: messenger RNA, 2321 nt
Organism: Rhipicephalus sanguineus (brown dog tick)
Lineage: Eukaryota; Metazoa; Arthropoda; Arachnida; Ixodida; Ixodidae
Product: ATP-binding cassette sub-family A member 17
Exons: 8
Coding region: 1-2025 (674 amino acids)
Biological process (GO): transmembrane transport; lipid transport
Cellular component (GO): membrane; intracellular membrane-bounded organelle
Molecular function (GO): ATP hydrolysis activity; ATP binding; ABC-type transporter activity
Source: RefSeq, a predicted model, not a curated record
AUGGACAGUGAGAUACCGUACAGCGGUGAGCUGUACCACAGCGCUAUUAUCGCGCUGAACCUGGUUCACACGUCGCUCCUGCGCUGGACCGUCGGCGAUGACACGGCGUCCAUCAAGCUCCGCGUGCGGCCCCAGAAGCAGCUGGAGGAGGCAAUCGCCUACGACCCGGAUUCGCCCGAUGUCAUCCAGCGGCAUUUGGAGCGCUUCACGCUCGGAGCGAUGUCGGUGGCCAUGAUGACCGCCGCGUGCGGCCUGUUCCCCGUUGUGGACCGUAGGAGCGGCUUUCGCCAGCUACAGAUGCUCACGGGCCUCCCUCUCCGCAUCUAUUGGCUGGCGAACUUCAUGUUCGACCUGUUCGUCUACUUGCUGUCCUGCGGCAGCUUCUUCUCCGCCAUGUUCUACUACUACGGCACCUUUUUCAUCGAGAUGAUGACACUCAUCGUGUUUAUUUUCGUGUGCUACGGCUUCUGUGCUGUGCCGAUGUCCUACCUUCUGACCCUGGCUGCGGACACUCCAACCACAGGCUACGCUCUUGUCCUGCUCGCGAGUUUCUUUGGAGCGUUCAUGCAGAGCGGCACAAUCGCCUUCGGACUGUUGCGGGCGGCGGCCGGCGUCAGAUUCGUUUUGCUGAACGUUCUCCCCGUUCUGCGCCUGAUGCCGUCCUACGCCCUAAUGUCGGCCAUCGGCAAGACCGUGUCCAAGAGCCAAAUCGCCUAUAUCUGCAGUCGAGGAACCGUUGACUCCUACAGGCGCAUCUGCGUGGAGCCCGUGGGUGGCUUCAGCGUGGCGGCGCAGGAGGAGCGCACCAACAACGAGGACUUUGUGGAGUACUGCUGUCCACAGUUCCUCGCGCUGGGAGCCACGCGACUGCCAGACUACACCCCUAGCAUUUCGGACGUCCCCGAGGCAUUUUUCAUGCUGUUCGAGGGCAUGGCGUUCGCCUUGCUUCUCCUUUACCUCGACGGUGGCGGCAUUGAUCACAUACGGGAACUCUUCGCGCCACAGGCGAGUGCUGGCAGGAAGGCAGUGUUCAGUCAAAAGGGACCUGACCGGGUAGUGCCAGACCACAAAGUGAGGGACGACGAUGUGGAGGCCGAGGAGAGUCGCGUACGCAACGAAGUACUCAUCGGCAAGCUGGGGAAGGACGUCCUAGCCGUCCUGGAGUUCUGUAAGAGGUACCGAAAGCGGCUGGCCGUCAAUGGCGUCUCGUUCGGGCUCGGCGAGGGAGAGGUGUUGGCCCUGCUCGGAGUAUCCGGCUCGGGCAAGAGCACUCUACUGCGCAUGAUCGCCACCGAAGUGCCCCAUGAUCGAGGCCGAGCGCUGAUGAAGACUCCGACCGGACAUAUCGCGAUCCGCAGCGGACGCCGUCGCUGGCGGGCAGGCCUGGGUUACUGUCCACAGAACGACGGGCUGAUCGAGGAGCUGACGGGCUCCGAGACCCUGGCACUGUUCGCCAGGCUGCGAGGUGUGCCGGAGUACCGUGUGGCUUCCGUGACUGGAGACAUUGCGCGCCUAGUGGGACUGGAGACGGUCAUUGAGGAAUAUGUCGCUGCGUACAGCGCUGGGAUGCGGCGACGUCUUUCCGUUGCCGUGGCGCUGGUUGGAUUGCCGCCCCUGGUGCUUCUCGACGAGCCGACGGUUGGCGUGGACGUGUCCUCACGCAGGAUAUUUUGGGACGCGCUGCGCGGACUGCAGAACGUGGCUGGCAUAUCGGUGGUCAUAACGACUGGAAGGGUUUCCUGGAGUACCACAUGGCCAACACGGGACUGCUGUGGAGUGACCUGUUCGCUCACGCCGAGGCGAUCAAGCAAAAGUACAACGUCCUCGAACUGCUCAUCAGCGACACUACCCUGGACCACGUGUACGCGGCCCUCGCGAGGUGGGAGCGCGGUCGCCCUCACAGGAUGGGUGACGCCGAUUCGGGCGAGAAGGAAGAGAAGGACGAAAAGCAAUAACUCCACUCGCAGCUGCUCGCUGACAAGCUUUAUCCGCAAGUGGUGUGGAGACCGCCUGAAAAGGCAGUAAGGGCAACGGAAGGACACAACUGUGCCCGUGUGUUUUGGAUCUGAAACGUAUUAGCGACGUUGUGUACUCGUUAGGGUGUACAUCGAUUAGUACACCGCGAAAUCGUCGGACUUCUUAUAUCCGGGUUUAGUGCUCACUUCUCUAUCUUGUUCAUUUUGCGAAUUGUGUUUGUCCUCGUUGAUAUUUGUGCGGCGCUUUGCUUGAAAAGCGACUGCCGUUUUAAUACAUCAGUUUGAAAUUAUCUCCAUGAUGACCUGCUAGCGUAACUACUUGUCCCGGGUGAGUUGAGGUCGUGU